UCUGAAGACUUCACCUUGAUAAAUAAGUUUGCUUUUUAAAACUACAGAUUUAACAUCUGUAAAUUGAAAAAAUAGCUGUAAAUUCAGUUGAAUAUGAAGUUAUCAGUUUGGAAGAUGAUGGACAAAGGAAAUGAUUCAUUAUAAAAGAAAUACCAUAAAGUGUAGAUGAUGUAAUACACCUGGUAAUAGGCAAUUCUGUUGAGCAUUUGGAAUGUGCAUAUUUUGAACAGUCAGCCAUUUCUUCUCAUAAAAGCAAAGCAGUAAGUUCAAUCGUGUCCUGAAUAAGACAUUAAGUAAGCUGAAAUAUUUUAAUGAGAAUGAGGGCCUCUCCCUGCAUGAGAAGACAAUAGAUAAAUGAGUUGUAACAUCAAACGUAAUACAAAUAACUACAGCAAAGGAGGGUAUACAGAUGACUCAUCACAUGCUCUGACCAGGGUAUAUAAGCCUCUUACACAUGCUGGCAUUUACACUGAGGAUCUUGCCUUGAGCAGCAAACUCACCACUCCUGACACCAUGAACUACUACGGCAACUACUAUGGAGGCCUGGGCUACGGCUAUGGAGGCUUCGAUGACCUGGGCUAUGGCUAUGGCUGUGGAUGUGGCGGCUUCCGCAGACUGGGCUAUGGCUGUGGCUAUGGAGGCUAUGGAUACGGCUCUGGCUUCGGGGGCUAUGGAUACCGCAGCUGCCGCCCGUCAUUCUACGGAGGAUAUGGAUUCUCUGGAUUUUACUGAAAUCCUUCCCUGACAACCUAACAUGAGAGGCCAUAAGAUCACCCAAACCUGACUGCAAUAACAAAAGGACGAGGUCACCCUGGAUCAAGCCGAGAUCAAGAGCACUUAGCAUCUGAGAGUUUUAAGAAUACCUAUCAUUCCAUAAUUCUUUGCUUUAUGUCUCUGGAUGUGUCUUACUUGUACCUUUAUAGCUGUGGGGCUUCUCUCUUCCUUUUGGAAUAAAGUAUGUUGACUUAAAGCAAAUACAUGGCUUUUAUUUUUUGCUUGACUCAAAAUGGCAAAGUGGUUAUU
Messenger RNA from Macaca mulatta (Rhesus monkey), 1023 nucleotides. RefSeq names its product keratin associated protein 19-3 (gene KRTAP19-3). The record is from RefSeq and is a predicted model, not a curated record. Lineage: Eukaryota; Metazoa; Chordata; Mammalia; Primates; Cercopithecidae.